Messenger RNA from Daucus carota subsp. sativus, 1449 nucleotides. Its product is annotated as UPF0496 protein At1g20180. The transcript has 2 exons. Bases 174 to 1310 code for a protein of 378 amino acids. Lineage: Eukaryota; Viridiplantae; Streptophyta; Magnoliopsida; Apiales; Apiaceae. The record is from RefSeq and is a predicted model, not a curated record.
GCUGCCACCUGUAAACCUCUCUAUCUCUCUCCACACCUAUAUAUAAACCCUUUGCACCUCACAUCAAGAUUAAUCCUUUUACAUCGACUCAUCUUCUUUCAUAAUCAUGGGGAUUUCGAUCAAGUUGAAGCAUCCUUUUAAAUUACCAGGUUGGCCGUUGGGGUUUCUCUUAUAUGUGCAUGCGAUAUUUUCUUUCUUUUGCAGGUAUGUGUAGAAAACAGCGUGAAAGUAACUUGGCUAACAAGCUAAAUGUGAAUGAAGAGUACAAGGAAGCUUUUCGAACACAAUCUUAUGCUGAAAUCUGCAGUAAAAUUCAGGACCACAUAGAAUUAAAAAGCUUGGACAACAAAUCAACUUCUUCUUCUUGUUCAUCCUCUGCCAUUCCUCAAUUUGUUCAUUUCUCCGAAAAUCUGCUAGAGCCUCGAUCACAUAAUUUAGAUGACAUAACCAAAGGCUAUGAUCUUCACCCUCUCCUCAUUGAUUACUUCAAAGUAACCGCGGAAUCGUGUCAUUUAUGUGAGCUUCUUCUGCAUAGCAUCCAUCAAGCGAGGGCUAAUCAUGAUAUAAUUGCAAGAGUGAUCAUGCUUAGCAAAAGGGAAGGAGAAGAUCAUGAUCAGUAUUGCAGAGCUAUUAUUCGAGAGCUUGCUUCAUUUGCAUUGAAGAGGAAUCCUUUGUCAAGCCUUAGCUCGCUUCAGUUCCGGGAUAAUCAAGAUAGCAGGAACAUUCUGCUUCACAGGCUUAUGCUGCAAUGUCAGAAAAUCACAAGGAGGAUUAAAAUGAGAAACUUUUUCAAGAAAAUUGUAGGCUGUUCGAUUGUUGUUGCUUACACAGCACUAACAAUUGCUCUUUUAGUUCUCGCGUUUCAUGCCAUGAUUGGAAUUGUAGCUACUCCAGCUUUGCUGACAUGGUUUCUAGCAUCUGAUACUGUGAACAAGAGGAUUAGAGCGAUUAUGAAUGAAAAAUCAGAGGUUUUGUUCAAGAGAAAUUCGGCUGAGAGGGUCCUGGCACAGCUUGAUAUCGCGGCAAAAGGGGUGUUUAUACUGAUCAAUGAUUUCAACACAAUGAGCCAGCUGGUUAGGAAGCUAAAUGAUGAGAUUGAGCACAGAAAGGCCAUUGCUAACAUGUGUGUUAGGAAUGGUAAGAUUGAGUUGCUGAAAAAGGUUGUGAGGGAGUUUCGAGUCGAAGAAAAAGGCUUCUUGGAGCAUCUGCAAGAGCUUGAAGAACAUAUCUACCUGUGCUUUCUCACUAUCAAUAGAUCAAGAAGAUUAGUGGUAGAAGAGCUGAUGCAUGGUUCUACAAUCAAACUGUAAAUAACUUACUUAGAGAAUUUUACCUUAGUGGUUGUUUUGCUACUGUAAAAAGUAUUGAAGUCUUGUUCAAUUCUUUGGAUUAUACUAGAUACUGUAAAAAGUAUAGGCAUUCUUUUUAUUCCGAAAUUUGUCUACUGGA